Messenger RNA from Cydia strobilella, 4050 nucleotides. RefSeq names its product Kv channel-interacting protein 1. The coding region runs from base 809 to 1444 and encodes 211 amino acids. Gene Ontology annotation, molecular function: calcium ion binding. NCBI's taxonomy places the organism in Eukaryota, Metazoa, Arthropoda, Insecta, Lepidoptera, Tortricidae. The transcript is spliced from 7 exons. The record is from RefSeq and is a predicted model, not a curated record.
CGUCAAAUUCAAACGAGUAAUGAAAUCCAGGCUGUCAUUCGGAAAACAUCGAUAAAUCUAAAGCAGAGGGCAGCACCGGGCCAGUGCCUGCCCGCGCCCUGGGCAAAGCGGACGCCUCAACGCUCCUAUAUCGAUUAGAGAAAUAUUCCUCUAUUGAAAAUACACGCGUCCCGCCCGUGGCGCUCCGCAGCCCUAAACAUGAAUAAAAAACCUAGAAAAACGUGUAAAUGUAAAUACAGUGUGUAAUUAAAAAUAUAAAGGACUAGGGACCUGUUAGUGAGUAUCACUUGAAAUGAGUGGUCCUUUGUAAAAUAUAUUGUUUUGUUUAAUGAUUUUUAUGGUGGAUAUUUGUGGUUUUGAUGUUAAAAUGUGUGUGAUUUGGAGAUUCCGAUUUGAUAAUUAACGUUCCUGCCCUGCAACCAUCCAGCGUAACCUCAAAACUGUCAAUUCAUCGCCAAAAUGUAUUUAAACUUUACCAUAUAAAAUACCUAACGCGUUACCACGGUACCUCGCUCUUUUCUCACUUUACUUACAAAAUGUUUUGAAUUUAAAUUCAAAAAUAGCCAAUACAAACUGUGUUGGGCGCGUCUUGUCCUUGUUGAGCUUAUUUUAUGAGAUUUUUAAAUACAUACAUACACAUUUUUAUCACACACAAUAUCAGUAUUUUUCGGAUAUACUUGCCAUUGUAUCAAGCGCUGUUUAGCAAAAAUACUUCAAAAAAGUCCUCUCUUAAGUCAAGCAAAGACUUCUUUCCACUUUUAAAGCUCCUAAGUACCUGAGUUUUAUGUGCAAAUAAUUGAAAUUAAAAAUGGCGACGCCUCCUGAGUCUCCCGUGGAGGAGAAUGCGUACGAGUUGGAGCCAACGCGGACGCCGAAGGUGAUACCCGUGGCGCUGGAGGAGCUGUGUCGGCAGACCAAGUUCUCGAAGCAAGAGAUACGUGUCAUGUAUCGGGGGUUCAAAACGGAAUGUCCGGAAGGCGUUGUACAAGAGGACUCCUUCAAAGAUAUUUACGCCAAGUUUUUCCCUCACGGCAAUUCAGCUCUAUACGCCCACUACGUGUUCAAAGCCUUUGACGUUAACUGCAGUGGAGCCAUCAGCUUUAGGGAGCUCCUAGUAACCCUAUCGACCCUCCUCCGCGGCUCCGUCUACGAGCGGCUCCGCUGGGCCUUCCGUCUGUACGACGUGGACGGCGAUGGGGCCAUCACUCGCGGCGAGCUGGCUGAAGUCGUGGUAGCAGUGCAUGAGUUGCUGGGGCGUCGGGCGCCGCCUGGGUCGCCUCAUGCGAGACUGGACGACGCUAAGGCUAAUGAACAGGUUGACCGAGUGUUCCACAAGCUGGACCUGAACCAGGACGGCGUUAUCACCAUCGAGGAGUUCCUCGAGUCCUGCCUCAAAGAUGAUGUGAUCAUGCGGUCACUGCAGAUGUUCGACACGGCGCUAUGACGGCAGACUGACACGCACGCGCGCUCCGACUUCAGGACGGAAUCCAAGCGUCCGCUGCCCCGGCACGUGUGCCGCUGCACGCGCGCGCCGCUGCACGCGGCCGCCGCGGCGUGCUGGUCGCGCGCACGCGCGCUCGCGCGCCGCCUGGCUGCACUCCAGCACCUGUACCACGUCUGGCGACCCAGGAUUAACGCCAAGCUGUUUCUGGCCUUCUAAGCGGACGCUCGAGCGGAGCGUGCAUGUUGGUCGCAUGCUCCCUCGCUGCGCUGCAGCACUUAUACCACGUGUGGAAAGUUUAAAACCCAGGCGUAAUGUUACUGUUUCUGUCCUUCUAAGGGUGGAGUUGUCGUUCAAGCGGAGCGUGCGGCGCGGCGUUUGGCGACCCAGGCUUAAUACCAAGCUGUUUAUUGCCUUGUUGGAGUAGACGCUCAAGCGGGGCGUGCGGCGCGGCGUCCAUGUUAUGGCGGGGGUCACUGAAAGCAAAUUGGUUAACACACAUGGAUAUUUAGCGGUCGGUGACAACGUAGAGCGUGCACGCUCGGAACGUGUGUUUCGUGACCGAGGCGUUAACCGCAAACUACUUAGGCACCGCAUUAUAUGAAGCGUUUAUAAACAGCGUAGGGACACCAUACAUAGGUGAAGUUUCACUAGUAAAAUGCUGCGCAAGUAGCACUAUUGAACUGCUAGGUACUUAUACUACAACAAUGACUAUUAAAACCCAAUUUUUGUAGAUAUUUUAAAUUGUAAACGUCGAUGCAACUGAAAUAUCAGUCGCGUUCCCAUACUAAAUUAGUACGGAAGCGCCUAUCCGUGGGAAGCUGGUAACCGCUCGUUGCCCUAGAGACUCCAUAAACCUUGUAGUAAAACAUAUUGGGAUGAAUUUCGUCUGUUUUAAAAAGUAAUGAAACAAAAGAAAUGCUACAUUAUUAGGUUUAUGAAAGGUUCAAAUUAUAUUGAAACAGUGUACAUUGUAAUUCACAAUUUCAUUAAACAAAUGAAAACUUACGCUUCAGUAUACGCUACUUUUGUUACACGCUUUAUGCUCCGCCGAACGCUCCGCUACGCUCGCCAUGAGGCCACUAUUUCCUAAGUUACAUCGCUUUUUUCGUGUCCACAAAUAAACGGUUUAGCAUGCUGUUAUAUCGCUACAAUACAUUUUGUUUUAAACACCUACACUGAUUGUAAAUACUAAAUACUAUCUCAGAUACUAAAAUGACCAGCCAGCCUCCUAAAAUGACCAGUAGCUAGCUGCAGAAAAACGGGCGCCCGAUUCUGAUUGACGGUUUGGAUCGUAUUUUGAUACGACUUUGAAGAUCGCUCACGCUGGUACAUGCGAAAUGAAGUGAACGUCGUACGUGGGGCGAUCUGCAAGGUAAUAUCAAAACCAGUUCGAGACCAUAACAAAUUGCAGCAAGGUUAAAAAAACAGACAGCUCGACGAACAUAAUUGUAGGUAAAGAAUAAAGAAACAUAAUUUAUUUAAAAUAACGAAACGAUCCAAAUAAAAAAAAGGAACUAAAGAAACUAAAUAUGAGUCAAUCUAGCCCUUAUUUUCCACCUAUUUUUAUUUCUUGACUGACCAAAAUAGUAACAGAAGAAGAAAACAGAGUAAUGCUUUACCUCAUGUUAGUAACAGCGUACUUACUGAAAAGAAAACAGAGUAAUGCUUUACCUCAUGUUAGUAACAGCGUAAUUACUAAAAAGAAAACAGAGUAAUGCUUUGCCUCAUGUUAGUAACAGCGUACUUACUAAAAAGAAAACAGAGUAAUGCUUUACCUCAUGUUAGUAACAGCGUACUUACUAAAAAGAAAACAGAGUAAUGUUUUACCUCAUGUUAGUAACAGCGUAUACUUACUAAAAAAAACCAGAGUAAUGCUUUACCUCAUGUUUGGGGGUUAAGGAAAUAAUAAUUUUAAGAAGGCGCGCGGUUAAUAGUUAUAAUAAGGUUUAAUUAAUUUUAUCGUUAACAUUUAGUUAUCCGAAAUAUUUUAUAAUUAGUUUUUAAAAAUUAAUAGUGACAAGUAUUAGUGAGUUGUAUUAGCAAUAUUGAGUAUUUUAUAGAUAAUGCGAAUACCCAUAGACAUACGUUGAAAAACUAACCGCGGUAUAUUCUAGUGAAACAUAAAUGCCAUACUAGUUAAUAACAGAAAGUACAGAACCCUUAGUAUUUAGGGACUAGUGAAACUUAAUCAAAGUAGACAUAAAAUAAUACUAUGGGUUAAUUUAGAAUUUCAGUAGAAAUGUUUAAUUUUUUUAGGAAUAACAUCAUGUUAUGUUUAUCCCAAAAUUAAGUAGUAUUGAGUUUCGCGGCCGCGACCGAGAGAGGGCGUAACACAUACCUAUCUACCUCGCUUUCGAAAGAAAGACAAGUUUAUCGUAAGAUGGGGACGGUUUGUGGGACAUACCCUGUCAUUUGUAACUGCGUCUCUCUCGGCCAGCCGACGGCUGCCGAGCCACCAGCAACAGGGUAGAGCUCCAAAGAGCAACUGGGUACCGCUUAUAUAUAGUCUAGCAAACCAAUUUUAACAGUUUUUUAAAGGCGACGAAGAAAAAUGUACCAGGUUUCCGAUUGAACUUCAAAAGGGGUCCUCCAUUUACAUUACACGU